Helobdella robusta is the source of this 798-nucleotide messenger RNA. RefSeq lists its product as hypothetical. The transcript is spliced from 2 exons. Bases 1 to 798 code for a protein of 265 amino acids. Lineage: Eukaryota; Metazoa; Annelida; Clitellata; Rhynchobdellida; Glossiphoniidae. The record is from RefSeq and is a predicted model, not a curated record.
AUGGAUAAAGCUUUAUUGGCCGAAAAAACUCAACCGCCAUCAAUCCUUCCAAAACCAACAAGCGUAUCUCACAUGGUUCGGAAGCUGGCCAACACGACAACAACAUUUCAUCAUCAGGUGAGACAACAACAACAACAACAACCACAACAUCUACAACAACUACUAGUACAACAACAGCAGCAGCAGCAACAGCAAGAAACUCGUUGUGAAAGUAACCGCGAAGACAUUGCAAACGAUGCAAAGAUAAAUUUUUCAAGUUUUAUCGAAAAUUUUGAGAACUUAUCACGAUCCAGAAGUCAAGAAAAUAACGCUAACUUCUUGUCUAGAUCGAAAAGCGCUCUGUGUAGGAAAAAUCGUUUCAAUUUAUUUCCCGACACAGGCAUUUGCAACAACAAAUUUGAGGCUAGCAACAACAACGACAACACUGACAACAACAACAACGAUGAUAAUAAAAAUAAUAAUAAUUUCAACCAAAGCAGCAGCGACCACAACGACACGAACGACAAAAGACAAAAAACUGAUAAAAAUAUUUUCAGCGCAUACCGGCGGAACAACAUCGAGCCAGGAAAUGUAAAUAAAAAUUCGGAAAUUGUGGCAGGAUGCAUAUCACCUGCAAACAGCAUCAACAAAAUUAUCAUUAACAACAACAACAACUUUAUUAACAACAACACUAACAACAACAACAUUAACAACAACAACAAAAUUGUAAACAUCAACAAAAGCAAAAGUACCUCAAAUAGCAGCAUUAACAAACAACAACUACGCAGCAACAGCACAAUAACAACACUACAACAAUAA